AUGGGAAAUUAAAAAAAAUUCCUAUAAAAACUUUUUAAUAUUCUUGAAGUACUUGUUAUUAUAAUUUUAGUCAAAAUAACAUGAAGAUUGUAUAUUAUGGAGUUAAGAUGGGAAUUCAAUUGUAAUUAUUUGUGCAGAAUUAUUUGAGGAAAAGGUAAUGCCUUCAUAUUUCAAUUCUACAAAAAUUUCAACAUUUUAUAGGUAAUUGAGUCAGUAUGGAUUUAAAGUAAAAUAAAAUGAGAAAAGAUAAAAGUAAUUUUAUCAUUCUAAUUUUUAAUAAGGAAAUUUGUAUUUUUAUAAAAUUUAUUCUUAUAGUGACAAAGUUUUAAAUAUAGAAAGAAGAAAGAAGAUACAAUAACAUAUAGAUCAUAAUUGUAGUAUAAGUGAAGAGAAUAAAAAAAUUAAUAAUGAAUUAAAGGUUCUACAAAAGUAGUAAUUAGCUAUUUAAGCUUAACUAAAUAUCCAUACUUAGAUAUAUUUAAUGUUUUGCAAAUAGAUGAAAAAUGUCUAUGAUGUAUUUAAUAGAUAUAUAUUAGUAUAUUAAAUAAGAUGAAGAUGGUGAGGAAUGCAUGGUAUUUUUUGAGGCAAUUAUCUCUGUAUUUAAAGGAUUUAAUCAUGAUAUUGCCUCAAAUAUCUUUGAAGAACUUCAACAUAUAGGAGGUCCAUAAAGUCCUUAAUUAUCGCCACUUCUCUUUCCUUAUCUAAAAUUUAAUUGA
This is a messenger RNA of Paramecium pentaurelia, 716 nucleotides long. The record is from the annotation of a GenBank genome assembly. Lineage: Eukaryota; Ciliophora; Oligohymenophorea; Peniculida; Parameciidae.